Cantharellus anzutake is the source of this 597-nucleotide messenger RNA. RefSeq lists its product as uncharacterized. Bases 245 to 481 code for a protein of 78 amino acids. NCBI's taxonomy places the organism in Eukaryota, Fungi, Basidiomycota, Agaricomycetes, Cantharellales, Hydnaceae. The transcript is spliced from 3 exons. The record is from RefSeq and is a predicted model, not a curated record.
UGCACAUGUCAUCCUUUGUUGCCAUUUCCUAUAUAUACAACGCAUCUGAUUCUACGACUCCUUGUCCAGCCAAUCGACAAGGUAAGAUACAACCACAUUGUAUAUUACAUUUGUGCUAAGUCCAGUUGCUGAAAUCCCUGCCUGCCUUUUUGCCCAUUACCCGCGUUACCAUCUCUACCGGCUGUAGCCUACCUGCACCAACGCCCCCACUUGCACUAGCUUACUGCCUGCACUUCUCCACGACAUGACUGAGAAAAUCACUGUUCCCAAGCUGCGCGGAGUCGAGAACUACACGUCUUGGUCCGCUGAUCUGCGUAUCAUCUUAAAACACCAUAAACGCUGGACUUGGAUCGAAGGGGCAAACGAAAACGCGCCUCCCACAUUCAUCACUGAUGCAUCUAGCACAAAGCCAAACCCCGACUAUGCCACAUGGGAAGAAGGGGCAGAUGAUGCCAUGUUCAGGAUUGUGAUGACCUUCUAGUUUAUCCAUUCAGUUCGAUCACGCCGCGACCGUCUUCAAAGCAUCCCUCACCGAUUACAACUCCGUAACCGAUUACUGUGCAGCUCUUGAAACCGCCGCAGCCAACUACACUGCCA